CUCAUGCUCUGCCCAGCUCCAGCCUUGGACCCUGCCCUCUCGUCCUAGCUGGCAGGCAAAGGACUCCCAGAAGCAGGAGCCUCUGCUAGGAUAGAGGACCCGGUGCUCCAGCAGCCGUCUGCUUUCUGCAGAAGUGUAUCAGGUCUGGCCAGUCCCAUGCGUGUGGUGGUGAUCGGUGCGGGGGUCAUUGGGCUGUCCGCUGCCCUCUGCAUCCAUGAGUGCUAUCAUUCAGUCUUGCAGCCGCUGGAUGUGAAGGUCUACGCAGACCGCUUCACCCCGCUUACCACCACCGAUGUGGCUGCUGGCCUCUGGCAGCCCUAUCUCUCUGACCCUAGCAACCCACAAGAAGCGCACUGGAACCAGCAGACUUUUGACUACCUCCUGAACCACGUCCAUUCCCCCAGCGCUGAGAAAAUGGGCUUGGCCCUCGUCUCGGGUUACAACCUCUUCAGCAGUGCUGUUCCGGACCCUUUCUGGAAGGACACAGUUCUGGGAUUUCGGAAGCUGACUCCCAGAGAGCUGGACAUGUUCCCUGAUUAUAGCUAUGGCUGGUUCAACACAAGCCUGAUCCUGGAGGGGAAGAGCUACCUGCAGUGGCUGACUGAAAGGUUAACAGAGAGAGGCGUGAAACUCUUCCAGCGCCAGGUGAAGUCUUUUGAGGAGGUGGCGAGAGGAGGUGCUGAUGUGAUUGUCAACUGUACCGGAGUAUGGGCAGGAGCGCUGCAACCAGACCCUUUGCUGCAGCCUGGCCGGGGGCAGAUCAUUAAGGUGGAGGCCCCUUGGAUGAAGCACUUCAUUAUCACCCAUGAUUCAGAAAGAGGCAUCUAUAAGUCCCCAUACAUCAUCCCUGGGCUCCAGGAAGUUACUCUUGGAGGCAUCUUCCAGAUGGGAAACUGGAGUGAAGUCAACAAUAUUGAUGACCAUAACACCAUUUGGAAAGGCUGUUGCAGGCUGGAGCCCACACUUAAGAAUGCAAGGAUUGUCGGCGAAUGGACUGGCUUCCGACCAGUACGGCCUCAGAUCCGCCUUGAAAGAGAACGGCUCCGAGUGGGACUGUCAAACAUAGAGGUCAUCCACAACUAUGGCCAUGGUGGCUAUGGACUUACCAUCCACUGGGGUUGCGCCCUGGAGGCAGCCAAGCUCUUUGGGGAGGUUCUGGAAGAAAAGAAGCUGUGUAGGAUGCCACAAUCCCACCUGUAAAGACCGUGGGGAUCCCUGUCUUCACCAAGAUUCUUCAACCCCUGGGCCAACUGAUGAAUGCGCUGCUCUGUAAGACGCUCCUUACCCUCACCCUAGCUCAGGCUGGUGUCCGGCCUGGAGUGAGCUCUCUCUGACCACUGAGUCUCUCCACCCUCUCUGGG
Messenger RNA from Ochotona princeps (American pika), 1361 nucleotides. RefSeq names its product D-amino acid oxidase (gene DAO). The transcript is spliced from 11 exons. Gene Ontology annotation, molecular function: D-amino-acid oxidase activity; FAD binding. The record is from RefSeq and is a predicted model, not a curated record. The coding region runs from base 157 to 1200 and encodes 347 amino acids. NCBI's taxonomy places the organism in Eukaryota, Metazoa, Chordata, Mammalia, Lagomorpha, Ochotonidae.